This is a messenger RNA of Hirundo rustica (Barn swallow), 618 nucleotides long. RefSeq names its product NHP2 ribonucleoprotein (gene NHP2). Gene Ontology annotation, biological process: snRNA pseudouridine synthesis; rRNA pseudouridine synthesis. NCBI's taxonomy places the organism in Eukaryota, Metazoa, Chordata, Aves, Passeriformes, Hirundinidae. Gene Ontology annotation, cellular component: box H/ACA snoRNP complex; nucleolus. Gene Ontology annotation, molecular function: box H/ACA snoRNA binding. The transcript is spliced from 4 exons. Bases 39 to 485 code for a protein of 148 amino acids. The record is from RefSeq and is a predicted model, not a curated record.
GGCGGGCGCCCCGGUAGCGGAAGCGGCCUGGAGCGGCCAUGGCGCGGGAGAAGCCGGAGGCGGCCGAGGCGGAGGCGACACCGGAGCUCUCGUACCGGGAGCAGCUCGAAUUCCUGAACCCCAUCGCGCAGCCCCUCGCCUCCCGCAAGCUCACGCGAAAGCUCCUCAAGUGCAUCAGGAAAGCGACCAAGCAGAAGCAGAUCCGCCGCGGCGUGAAGGAGGUGCAGAAGUUCAUCAACAAGGGCGAGAAGGGGAUCGCGGUGCUGGCCGGAGACACGCUGCCCAUCGAUGUCUACUGCCACAUCCCCAUCAUGUGCGAGGACAGGAGCCUCCCGUAUGCCUACGUCCCGUCCAAAACGGACCUGGGACUUGCAGCCGGCUCCAAGCGCCCGACCUGUGUCAUCUUGAUCAAGCCGCACGAGGAGUACCAGGAGGCGUACGACGAGUGCCUGGAGGAGGUGUCGGCGCUGCCCCUGCCGCUGUGAGGAGCCGGGGCCGGGCUGUGCCCUGCCGGCUCCCUGUGCCUCUGCCCGGGGGCUGCUGUGGCUGGGGACUCUGCCGAGAGGACUGAUGGGGGGAUGCUGGGGGGUGAAUAAAGGCGUCUGUGGGUUUGUACAA